AUGGCCGCCUGCUACGGCAGCCUCGCCGACUUUGCCGAUUUCGCCGGAUGUGUGCGCGAUAGUACGGGGGAUGAGGCAUACCGAUACGUGUCGCCAUUACGGCCACGGCUUAAGGAUCGACAGAAUCCCAUGGAAGUAUACAACGACGCAGAGUUCUCGUGGCGGUACCGCUUUUCCAUGCAAGCUGUGCUACGGCUGUUGGAAAUGCUGUCACUGGUCCCAAAAGACAACGAACGCGUUCACCCCGUGCCGCCGCUGCUCCAGCUUCUAAUCGCGCUGCGAUUCUACGGCGCCGGAACAUUUCAGGUUGUCACCGGGGACCUCGUUAAUGUUUCGCAAGCAACUGUGUCUCGAAUAAUUGCACGAAUGAUUGCCGAGACUUUGUUCCCGCAGCUCGUGAAGUUGCCAAAUGCUAAUGAUUUGGCAUCCGUAAUGGAGGAAUUCUACACCAUCGCACGGUUUCCUGGUGUGAGCGGGUGCAUUGACUGGACUCAUGUACCCAUCAGAAGUCCCGGAGGAGAUGACGCGGAGGUUUUUCGCUGUCGAAAGGGGUACUUCUGCAUCAAUGGCCAGGUUCUGCUGGUGGCCUUCCAGCAUCAUCCCAUGACCAGUAGUCAGGCUCAUCAGCCGCGUCUUGACUACCUGCAGUAA
Dermacentor andersoni is the source of this 651-nucleotide messenger RNA. The record is from RefSeq and is a predicted model, not a curated record. Lineage: Eukaryota; Metazoa; Arthropoda; Arachnida; Ixodida; Ixodidae.